AUGAAUACCGAAGAACUUCAAACUCUUAUUCUAAAAACGCUCGAUGCAAAAGGGUCGGUUUCAAAUACGCGUGAACUCACCACUUUUGAUGGCAAAGAAGUGGAUCAACUUGCACUUCUUGGUGCAUUAAUGAGCUUAAGUCUACCCGGUGAAGAGAUGGUUCAAUAUGAAUCUAUCGAAGAAGAAAUUUGGGUAUUGACAGAAGAGGGGAAUGAAAUAGCCGAUAAAGGGAGCCAUGAAGCAAAAGUUUUCGAGACAAUUCCUCCUGGAGAAGAAGGGAUAACAAUUUCUGAUUUGCAAAAAUUAUUAGGGGAAUCCGCAAAAAUUGGUCAAGGACAAGCUUUCAAGAAUAAAUGGAUUACCAAAAAUGGUAACAGCCUUGUUCGUGCUGUUGAAUCCGUAGUGGAUCAAGUGAAAAUAGAUCUCAAAACUAUUCGGUCUACUGGCAAACAUUCGGAUCCAAAAGUAUUGGUUGAAUUGAAAAAAAGAAAGCUUUGUGAUAAACAUGGAGAAUGGAAAAAUGAAAAAUUUAAAAAAUAUAAUUUUGAAGCACUUGGAAUAUUACCUGCUGGUGAUCCCGCAAAUUGUACACAAUUUCCUACAGAAUAUCUUGAACGUGUGAAAGAAGUUCAUUCAGUUGGUGGAUACGGAUCUAUUGGUUAUGGUUAUGAUUGGAAAAUUGAAGAAGCUCAGAAAUUAAUUUUAAGGACUCAUACCACAGCAGUUUCAUCUACCAUGUUAUAUAGUCUCGCUCAACAAAAGGAAUUUAAGCCAGUAAAGUAUUUUUCUAUAGAUCGCGUGUUCAGAAAUGAGACAGUAGAUGCCACUCAUUUAGCCGAGUUUCAUCAAGUCGAAGGUGUAAUUGCUGAUAGAGGUCUAACCCUAGGGGAUUUAAUUGGGUUUAUGGACACUUUCUUUAACAAAAUGGGUGUAAAAAAUCUUCGCUUCAAGCCAGCAUACAAUCCAUAUACUGAACCAAGCAUGGAGAUUUUCUCCUAUCAUCCCGGUCUUGGUAAGUGGGUGGAAAUAGGAAAUUCAGGUAUGUUCCGUCCAGAGAUGUUGGAACCAAUGGGUCUUGAUCCAGAAGUACGUGUCAUUGCAUGGGGAUUAAGUUUAGAACGACCUACUAUGAUAAAAUACGGAAUCGAUAAUAUCCGGGAGAACAAUCCAAUUUGUCGUCUAGACAAGCGAAUGGGAAAAGAGGCUGCUCAUUAA
Messenger RNA from Diversispora eburnea, 1215 nucleotides. Lineage: Eukaryota; Fungi; Glomeromycota; Glomeromycetes; Diversisporales; Diversisporaceae. The record is from the annotation of a GenBank genome assembly.